GUGCCUGGAGCAUCCUCAGACAUGUAGCCGCACUCCGCUCCACCUGCUUCGGCUUAGGGACAGUGUCUCCACCGCGGCUGGGUUUUCUGGGACUAUCCGACAAUGCGAUGGGAAACUGCUGGGCGUACUGCGUGGGGUUGUUCCGCAGAGAGGCCGGCCGACUACAGCGAGGAGGCGGGUCCAAAUACUUCAGAAGCAGCACUGUUGGGGAGCACUAUACAAUAGAGUUUGAGAACUUGGUGGAAAGUGAUGAGGGAGGAGAGAGUCCACAGCCCUGCCCCAAGCCGAUCAGUGAGGAUGAGAUCAAGCACCUGCGUGAUCAUCACUACUCGGCUCUCUCAGAAAAACAGCUCCAAAUUGACAAGAAACUCCAACAAGAGUUAGAGGCACAAGAGGAGCAGUUAAGGCUAGAAGAGGAAGCUAGGCAUGCAGCCCAGCGAGAGGUCGCAAGGUCGGCACGAGAGAGAAGGGCCAAGGAGUUAGCGUCUCAGAGGAGCAGAGGCCGAGCAGAUGGAGCCACAGAAGAGACCCGAGACCAAAGAAAACACACUGAGAGGGGAGGGGAUUUUGACAUCUACCUCCAGAGCGUGAAGGCUCAGUCAGAGGCGUUCAGGAGCAACAGGCUGCCCUCUGACACCACUGCGGUGACCCCAAACACUGAGCUGAGCUGGGACUUUACCACCAAGACUCGGUCUACGGAGGAUGGAACCUCCCUGGACCUGGAGUGGGAGGAUGAGGAAGGUAUAAACCGCUCUCUGCCUCCAUGGGAACGCUCUCGCACAGAGGAGGACAUUUUGAGAGCUGCCCUCAGGCCUGGAUCUAAACCCAUCUCAGAAGAGUCCACAGCUCUAGAGUGGGAGAAUGACUUCAUCAGCUCUCAAGACUGUGCAGAACCAGACCAGAGCCCAGACCUGGGACUUGACCAGGACUUCGACUUGGACUCUGAGUUUGAGGGCUUUGUGAAUCCAGUUUUGGAUUUGGACACUCCCUCAGAUGCUGAGGACAGCAACAGAUAGUAGCUCCUCUCAAGUGCUAAAGCUACGUGGACUUUAAAGGGUCUGUACCUGAUUUUUACUGUCUUGAAUGUGAAAAACAGAACUAGUCCAUUUUAAACAAUUUACAGUGUUUCAAAAUUAUUUCUCACUUACCUUAUGGAUUCAGACCAUCCUAAUUAGUUACCAUGAUGGGUUUAUGAGUGAGUCACUUUCACAGACCAUAGCAGAGUUUUGUGGUUAUGUUUCUGGUAACAACUACCAUGCUAAUGGUGCUACUUCCUGGUUUGUGGUUUUAUAAUUGGAUGCAGACAGUACACAGUAGUUUCAUUUUGCCCCUAAGAGCUGCAUAUGCAAUCUAUAGUUGAAACCAGAAGUUAUAGUGUAUACGCUAUUUAAAAAAGGACUUUUUUUUUCUCACUGCCUGACAUGAAAUCAGACUAAAAUUUUCCUGUUUUAGUUCAAUUAGGAUUACAAACAAUAAAUGCCAGAAUAAUGAAAAAUGAAGAUGAAAUUUUUUUAGACAAUUUUUCAUUACUUUCUUCAAGGUCAGAGGUUUACAUACAAAAAGAGUACAAUGCAUUUAAACAAUUUGGGAAAACCAAGAUAUGACGUCAUAUCUUUGGCGACAGUAGUUGGUUGAGUGUUUGUCCACUGAUCCGAAGGUUGGCGGUUCAAAUCCCGCUCUCGACAUAAACAUCAUUGGUUGAGCGGUCAGAUCCAUAGGUUGGCGGUGCGAUUCUAACUCACACAGAUGAAUGCUGUUGUUGUGUCCUUGGGCAAGACACUUAACCCACCUUGCUCUCAGUGUCUGCGUACACUGGUGUGUGAAUGGGUGACCUUGAACGUAGAAAAGCGCUAUAGAAAAUGUGGCCAUUUACCUGUGGAUUUAGUUGAAGGCACAACUGAAAUGCACAGCUUUGAAAUCAGCCAAGAUAUUAGGGUCAAGAAUUGUGGACUUGCACAAGUCUGGUCCAUCCUUGGGUGCAAUUUUAAAGACGAUUGAAGGUGCCAUCCAUCUGUUCAAACAAUUAUAUGCAAGUAUAAACACCAUGGGACUGUCCAGCCAUCAUACCAUUCAAGAAGGAAGUGGGUUAUGUUUCCCAGAGAUGAAUGUGCUUUGGUCCAAAAUGUGCAUAUCAACCCAAGAACAAAAACAAAAGACCUUGUGAAGAUGCUGGCUGAGGCUGGUGUGUGACAGUGGAAAUAUGAAGCAUUAUCUAAAGACAUCAACCAAGAAGUUAAAGCUUGGGCUCAAAUGGACAUUGACCCGAAGCAUACUGCCAAACUGGUUACAAAGGAUAACAAAAUCAAUGUUUUGGAGUGGCCAUCACAAAGCCCUGAUCUCAAUCUUAUUGAAAAUGUAUGGGCAUAUGUGGGAAAAGGCAUGUGGGAGCAAGGUUGAUUGCAAACUUGGCUCAGUUACACCAGUUCUGUCAGUAGGAAUGGGCCAAAAUUCCAGCCACUAUUGUGAGAAGCUUGUGGAAGGAUAUCCAAAAUGUUUGACCCAAGUCAUACACUUUAAAGGCAAUGGUACAACAUACUAAUCAAAUGUAUUGUCUAUUGUCAAAAAAAAAAUAAAAAAAAUCCUUCUCUCAUUAUUCUGGCAUUUAGCAAAUAUAAAUCACUUUGAUAUGUCUUAUGCCUAAUUGUCCUAAAACAGGAGAGGUUUGGGCUGAUUUCAUGUCAGGCAGUAAAAAAGAUUUUUAAAAAGCAUAUGGCAUAUGUGCCUUUUUAUAUAGUGUAUGUAAACUCCUGGUUCUAACUGUAUCUGUUUUGGGGCAAGACAAAUGUUACUUUUAUUAAAUGAAAAAAAAAAAAAAAAUAAAAAAAAUCAGGUACAGCUCCUUUAAAGCCGAGUCUGUUUUGAACAAAGCUUUUCAGUGCCUUCAUUUGAAUUCCCCAUCCAUCUUCUGAAUGGCCAGAUAUAACAGGUGCUUAAAGGAAAGCGCUUACAGACAAUGUUUAUACGCUUUUUAUCUUAUGAAAAUGAGUGACAUAUUUUGACCAAUCUUAUGUAUUUUUAGCAGACAUCUAUUUAAAGCUUUAGUUUGAAAUUCAGCAUAUAGAACAUAAAAUAUUGGCCCCUAAUAUACAGAAAUUUGAAACCUGUGAGAAUGUGGUAGCAGAAUGGUUGGAUGGCUCACAAAGUGAUAAUGUUUCUCAUUCAAUUUCCUGGUCUUCCUGUAGAGUUUGCAUGUUCUCCGUAUGUUUGGGAAGUUUUUCAUCCAGAUUCAACUUAGAAUAUGCGCAGAUAGUUUAACCCAGAGACUCUGAAGGAUGGGUCAAAUGCAGUAUGUAGUAUUUCCUAUUUAAAUGAUCCAGGCUUAGGACUGGCACACUGAACGGCUUUAACCUGAUAUUUAGUCCAUUCUAAUCAAUGUAGAAUCAGUCAGUAUUUUACUGUAGGGAACAUACAGGUUGCUUGAGCUUAGCCUUUGAAAACAGCAUUGACUCCAUAUCACACUAUUUAACUGAAUAUUUACCCUAAAAUAAUAACAAAACCAUUAUGUAUAUUUUGGUCAUGAAUAUCUGGUGAAAGGUCAUUUGAACACCAUAAAAAUCAUACAAAUGUAGUUGAAGUUUUUUUCAUGGGUGAAGAAACUGCCAAUUUUUUUUGUUUUUCGGUAUUUAUGUACACAUCUCUAGCAGAAGUCCAUUAAAUUGCUUACUAAAAGAUCGUAGUUUGGAUAAAGCAAUAAUCAGAAUUAGAGAACAGAGUAUUAUAGUGAAUAAAAGCAGUAACACAAGUUACUGCAACAAGACUACAACAUUACAAAAAAGUAUAGGAACUAAUAUAACACCAGCCAUAUGGCGACAAGUACCACAAGGCCUACCUGGGUCUAAAACCAGGUCUAAACCAGGACUAUAUAGGGGUGGGCAUAGGCGAUUAUGUGAAAUAUUCAUAUCAGAGCCAAAUCAGAAUUUCAGUUUCACCACGAUUCAUGUUUUCCUAAGAGCUUAUGCUGUUUUUAUACCAUCUACUCUAUCUCAAAGUCCCUUCUUAACUGUGAUUGCCUAAAUCCAUCUGUCACUCACUCAGAGCUUGACAGAGGCUGACCAAGAUGUUGAGUGGGUGUGCCAAAUUGUCAGUUUUUGUGCGUAGAGCUACAUUAAUAAUAAAAAUACAGAAACAAUAUGAUAUCACCAAAACCACAGUUUGAGCCAAAACAAUGGACUAAUAAAGCAGAUCUUGUACUGCAAUUUUAACAGUAUUUUAUUUCAGUGCAUCAUAUCACAAAUUGUUUUGUGUGAAGCAGUAACCAAACAUCACAAAAACAUAACUACAAUAAUUAUUCAAAUUAUUAUGUUUUUUUUUUUUCAUUUAAAAACACAAAAUACAAAAAUGUGAAACUUGUGCUGUAAAACAGCAUCAAACUGAAUUUCAAAACAUAUUUAAAAAUUCUAGCUUUUUUCUUUUGUAUUCAUUUUUAAAUUGAAUUAAAAGCUUAGUUUGCCUAAAAUUUCAGCCACUAACUAUUUAGUGAUACUUUGCAGUGACAUCACUCUGGGGGUGUUCCACAUGUAUCUCUAUGGUGACAUGGUCAGCAGUUACCAUGGUGACACAGUGCACACAUUGGCAAAUAAUAUCAGAAAAGUAUUAAGACUACGAAAAAAAAACACAAAAUGCAUGCAAACAUUUUCAGGAGCCUGUGAUCAGUACGAGUGUUCAUGGUCCUGUUUAGGUAUUUGAGUUUCAACAAAAAGGUGAGAGUGACUAACUGAAAAACUGUUAGCUAAUGUACCUUAUGUAAUUUUAUGUGUCAGAGACUUCUUUAACAGCACAAAUCAGGUUACCUUCAAACUAAACCAGCCUUUUCUGGUCAGAUUUUGCUCAAAUGAAACUCAGAUUAAAUAAAUUCUAACAAAGCUUCAGACAGAGCAGUGCCUACAGUUAGCAUCACACCCCCAGUAUCUUAUUUUAAGACCUUGUUUAUGAGAUUACAGCUAUUUUACUUCUCAUUGAAGGGGAAAGUGUCAGUUGGUUUAGCAUAAAUAAUUACACGUUUCAUCAAUGUUUUUUGCUUUUUAAUCAAGUCACUGAUUGCACUUUUUUGUAUUUUUUCCUAUUAGAUUUUAGUUCAUUCACACAAGAGGCGCUGGUUUAAAGCACCUGCUGGUCAUUUAAUUUAAUUUUGUGUAAAUACAAAGACUUUUUCUUUCACAAAAAUAAAAUUAUGUUGAAUC
Messenger RNA from Periophthalmus magnuspinnatus, 5180 nucleotides. It is a transcript of the gene ap1ar, whose product is annotated as adaptor related protein complex 1 associated regulatory protein. The transcript has 10 exons. Gene Ontology annotation, molecular function: AP-1 adaptor complex binding. NCBI's taxonomy places the organism in Eukaryota, Metazoa, Chordata, Actinopteri, Gobiiformes, Gobiidae. The coding region runs from base 108 to 1016 and encodes 302 amino acids. The record is from RefSeq and is a predicted model, not a curated record. Gene Ontology annotation, biological process: regulation of Arp2/3 complex-mediated actin nucleation; negative regulation of substrate adhesion-dependent cell spreading; negative regulation of cell motility.